This is a messenger RNA of Caretta caretta (loggerhead turtle), 1829 nucleotides long. It is a transcript of the gene HOXD9, whose product is annotated as homeobox D9. Gene Ontology annotation, molecular function: RNA polymerase II cis-regulatory region sequence-specific DNA binding; DNA-binding transcription factor activity, RNA polymerase II-specific. Gene Ontology annotation, cellular component: nucleus. The record is from RefSeq and is a predicted model, not a curated record. Gene Ontology annotation, biological process: regulation of transcription by RNA polymerase II; embryonic skeletal system morphogenesis; DNA-templated transcription. Lineage: Eukaryota; Metazoa; Chordata; Testudines; Cheloniidae.
UUGAUGUAGCUUCUUUUCUUGUUUCUUCUCUUUUGUGUGUGUGGUUUUAUUUGGGGGGGGGUGAGAAAUGAUAUAAACCUAAUUAUUUUAUAAUUGUGACUGUAAACAAAUGAUUAAUUGGUAAAAUGUUGUGUAAUCGUUCGCAGUUUGAAAAGUGAAUGCAAAAGGGAUAGUAAAAUAUUAUGGCAUAAACUGGACAUCCUCAUUCAAUCAACUCAUAAAUGAUUCAAAUACGUCCAUCUUCAGUAUGUCUGAAGGAACAGAAAUGUGCAGAAGAAUAUGGGCCAUGAAAGCGAAGAAGUUUACGGGAGUAGAUUCGUCCAGGCAGGUCACAGUGCGUCCUCCAGGCCAUCAGGUGUUGCAGAGAGUUCAGAUUUUUCUUCCUGUAGCUUUGCACCAAAAUCCACCGUGUUCUCCACUUCUUGGUCCACGGUCCAUCCGCAGCCGUCUGCGGCAAUGACAGGGAUCUACCAUCCCUACAUGCACCAGCCCCACUUAGGGGCAGCCGAGACUGGCAGAUACGUGCGCUCCUGGAUAGAGCCCUUCCCCGGCUUCCCCAGCAGCAGCUCCAGCUCCUCCAACGGGCGCCACUACGGGAUAAAGCCUGAAACGGGAGCAGCUGCCUCCUCUUCCUCCUCCUCCUCCUCCUCCUCCACCUCCAAAAGGACUGAGUGCUCCUCGUCCCGAGAGUCUCAAGGGAUCAGUGUGCCCGAGUACACGUGCAAUUCCUUCCUGCAGGAGACCCGGGAGAAGACGGCUACUUGCAGCCCUAAGGAGCCUCCAGGCUGCAGCCACAACCCCAGCCCGAGCAGCGAUCUGAAGGAAGAGAAGCAACAGCAACUUGACCCAAAUAAUCCGGCAGCAAACUGGAUCCACGCUCGUUCAACGAGGAAAAAGCGUUGUCCCUAUACAAAGUACCAAACUCUGGAACUGGAAAAAGAAUUCCUCUUUAACAUGUACCUGACUCGGGACCGCCGUUACGAAGUAGCUAGGAUUUUAAAUCUCACAGAGAGACAGGUCAAAAUAUGGUUUCAGAACAGAAGAAUGAAAAUGAAAAAGAUGAACAAGGAGAAAGGAAAUAAAGGAGACUAACCCCCGGGGGUAGACACGCAUUCUUCUUCUUCUUAUUAUUAUUAUUAUCGUUCCCCCUCCAGCACCAGAUGCGUUUUUGCAGAACUUUAUAUCAAUCUGAUCUUUGAGGUAGAAGGGGAAAUGUGAUCUAUGUCAGGUUUUUUUUUUGGGAGGGGGGAAUUCUGUCUUGCUCGCCAAUGUGUUUAUGAAAGUUGCUUCAUUUCCCUCUCUCCCUUUCCCCAAACUGUUUGGUUCAUGAUAUUGUGAGUGAACGUUAGCUUUGGGACCUUAGUGUUAAAUGUUUUACGUGUUUCUUAAUGUUAUGUAGUGUAGAUAGUCACUUUGCCAAAAUAAAGGUAAAGGACAUAAGUAUAAUUAUGAUAAUAAAUAUAUAUAUUGAAGUACACUUGUUUAAAUCAAUAGCAGUAUUGUGUUGUUCAUGACAUUAAAAUAAUCUAUUACCAAAACCUCUGUUUUCAGUCCUGAAUUUUGUCCUUUGCAUUAGGUGCCAGAGUGAGGCAAUGAGAACAUUCUUCUUCUUCUUCUUCUUCUUCUUCUUCUUCUUCUUCUUCUUCUUCUUCAGUGCACUAUUAGGCGAUUGUGUCAUACCUGAAGCAGUUUUCAAUAGGCCUAACAUUUACUGAUGCCUUGGAUAGCUGGAGUUCUGAAUAUUAGUAAAUGUUGUAUCAGCCAUCACAUGUUUCUAACUAAAGACCUGUUGUAAUUAUUGUCAGUUAUUCCAUAAUAAACUCCUACUA